AUGACUCCCAAGAGCGGAGAGGGAGAAAGGUGCAAAAGACAAAUUUUCUUCACUUGUUUAAUUUGAAUGGUUUAUAGGCUAAUCCACCAAUCAAAUUCAAUCAUCAAUGGAGUUGCGUUGCGUUGCGUCGAGAGCUAUAAUAUUCUAUACUGGAAGCAGAGCAUCCGAUCCGAAUAUUCUCCUAGAUAUGCCUUCCUCUUUAAAACUGGUUUCGAAUAUUCUACCCUUUCCUGCUCAUUGCAUGGCAUGUUCGCAUAUAUCACCAACCCAACUUGUGCCUCCCCCUAACGCAACCCAUGUCAGUUUCCCAAUUCAAUUGCCAACACUUGCCCAUCACCGUUUUUCUGUCACAACCUAAUACCCCAGCCAGAACCAUGCACUGCAUUUUCUGAUUUAAAUAACCAGAAGAAGAGUUUAAGGACAUAUUUUGUAUUAUUAAGUUCCAAUAUUAUAUUACUUUUCCUUACUAAUCUAAUAAUUGUUUUUUUCAUAGUAACAUUAGUUUUCAACAACUUGGUAUUAUAUUAUAUUAUUCAACAACCUAGGAUCCAUAUUCAUUUGAGAGAUUUAAAGUUCAACAAGUAGGGGUUAGAUAACACCCCACAAGUCUUUUUCUUAUUGGCAUGAGCCUGUCUCUCUAUCCUGUGUAAUCUGACGCUGUGGGUCCAAUUGUCCAAAUAUUACUGAUCUAAUAAUUGUUUUUUCCAGAGUGACAUUAGUUUUCAACAUGAAGCUUUUUUUUAAAAGUGAGAAGCUUUCGCUUGUUUUGGUGUUCCAGUUCCACUUAGAGCCAUGACAGACAUCUCCAAGUCCCUUCUCUUUACCUUUACCAUCAUCAUCAGCUUUGGCUUGUGCAUUCUUUAUGCAUCUGCAGAACUCCAGAGAUUUGCACACUCUUCCAAACAUGAUGGUGCUCUUAGCUUCUUGGUGCUUGGUGACUGGGGAAGAAGAGGUGCUUACAACCAAUCACUAGUUGCUUUCCAGAUGGGAAAGGUUGGAGAGAAGCUUGAUAUCGACUUUGUAGUUUCCACUGGAGACAACUUCUAUGACAAUGGACUGACUAGUGACCAUGACAACGCGUUUCAAGAAUCAUUCACUAAAAUUUACACAGCAAAAAGCUUGCAAAAUCAGUGGUACAGCGUGUUAGGCAACCACGACUAUAGGGGUGAUGCAGAGGCCCAAUUGAGCCCGGUCCUUAGAGAAAUUGAUAGCAGAUGGCUUUGCUUAAGGUCCUUUAUUGUAGAUUCAGAGCUGGUUGAGAUUUUCUUUGUAGACACCACUCCUUUUGUUGACGAGUACUUCACUGAACCACCGGAACACAAGUAUGAUUGGCGGGGCAUUGGCCCACAAAAAUCUUAUAUUUCUAACUUACUCAAGGACCUAGAAUUGGCACUGAGGGGAUCAACAGCAAAAUGGAGGAUUGUUGUUGGUCACCAUGCCAUUAGAAGUGUUGGGCAUCAUGGUGAUACUCAAGAACUCAUAAAUCGGCUUCUCCCUAUCCUUCAGGCAAAUAACGUUCACUUUUACAUGAACGGGCAUGAUCAUUGUCUUGAGCACAUUAGUGACACGGAGAGCCCCAUUCAGUUCCUGACUAGCGGGGCAGGGUCAAAGGCUUGGAGAGGAGACAUUGAAGGAAUGAACCGAAGAGGCGUAAAUUUCUUCUAUGAUGGACAAGGCUUCAUGUCAGUGAAAUUGACUCAGACGGAUGCCACCAUUGAGUUCUAUGAUGUUUUUGGCAACGUUUUGCACAGAUUGACUUCUUCAAAACAGCUACAUUCUUCCAUGUAAAGUUUAGAGCUAGAUACUAGACAUUGAGAUUAAAUAGACCAAUCCAAAUUGGUUGAUGAAAUUUCAAACUAAUCCUUGAUGUCAUGCUUGAGUAUGUACGAGAAAUGAAAAUAUGAAUGAAGGAUUCUUCACUGUGAUUCAUUCACCGCAGUGAUGAAUUGCUGUUUAACUUCUGUCUUCUAAAUUUAAGAUGCAAGAGCAGUAAUUGUACUUAUUUUCA
Messenger RNA from Glycine soja, 2008 nucleotides. Its product is annotated as purple acid phosphatase 17-like. NCBI's taxonomy places the organism in Eukaryota, Viridiplantae, Streptophyta, Magnoliopsida, Fabales, Fabaceae. Bases 793 to 1788 code for a protein of 331 amino acids. The record is from RefSeq and is a predicted model, not a curated record. Gene Ontology annotation, molecular function: ferric iron binding; ferrous iron binding; acid phosphatase activity. The transcript is spliced from 7 exons.